Messenger RNA from Pezoporus flaviventris, 2388 nucleotides. RefSeq names its product polypeptide N-acetylgalactosaminyltransferase 6 (gene GALNT6). Lineage: Eukaryota; Metazoa; Chordata; Aves; Psittaciformes; Psittacidae. The transcript is spliced from 11 exons. Gene Ontology annotation, cellular component: Golgi apparatus. The record is from RefSeq and is a predicted model, not a curated record. The coding region runs from base 223 to 2088 and encodes 621 amino acids.
CUGCGCAAACCCGGGCUUUAAACUUAGCUUUGAAAAGCACAGGAGAUGAUUUCAAGGCCCAGGAUGGCCUGGUGGUGGGUGACUGCUGGCUCCUCUCCCCGCUGGCUGGGUAAAGGCCAGAGGACCGGAGCAGAGCACCAUGAAGCACCCUGAGAGCCAACAGCCCUGAGACACCCACCACGGCGGGGAGGACUCCCUGGAAAGCACAGGGAAAAAGGGAAAAUGAGGCUUUUCCGGAGACGCUACAGCCCCUUGAAGGUGGCUUUGGCCGGCACCAUCUUCGUCAUCUUCCUCUUCAUCCUGCAGAAGGACGUGGGGAGCAAGGACCCGCGUGAGGAGCCUUGGUUGAAGAACAUCGUCCAGGGGAAGGACCAAGUCCUGGACCUGAUGCUGGGGGCUGUCAACAACAUCCGGGACUCGAUGCCCAAGCUGCAGAUCAGAGCACCGGUUCGGCAGGAGGAGCCGGCCCCCAGCGCUCGCUCCUGCCUGCCCGGGGUCUACACAGCGGCAGAGCUCCGGCCCCUGAUGGAGAGACCCCCCCAGGACCCUGCCAGCCCCGGAGCCGACGGCAAAGCCUUCAAGAAGGAGCAAUGGACACCGGAGGAGACGAAGGAGAAGGAGCGGGGCUACGAGAAGCAUUGCUUCAACGCCUUCGCCAGCGACCGCAUCUCCCUCCAGCGAGCGCUGGGACCCGACAGCCGCCCUCCCGAGUGCAUCGACCAGAAGUUCAAGCGGUGCCCGCCCCUGCCCACCACCAGCGUGGUCAUCGUCUUCCACAACGAAGCCUGGUCGACGCUGCUGCGGACGGUGUACAGCGUCCUGCACACCUCCCCUGCCCUCCUGCUCAAGGAGAUCAUCCUGGUGGACGAUGCCAGCACGGACGAGUACCUGCAGGACGAGCUGGAUCGCUACGUGGAGCAGCUCCAGAUCGUGCGGGUCGUGCGGCAGCAGCAGCGCAAGGGGCUGAUCACAGCGCGGCUGCUGGGCGCCAGCGUGGCCAGCGGCGAGGUCCUCACCUUCCUGGAUGCCCACUGCGAGUGUUUCCAUGGCUGGCUCGAGCCCCUCUUAUCCCGCAUCGCCCAAGAGCCGACGGCCGUUGUGAGCCCCGACAUCGCCACCAUCGACCUCAACACCUUCGAGUUCUCCAAGCCUGUCCAGAACGGGAAGCAGCACAGCAGGGGCAACUUCGACUGGAGCCUGACGUUCGGCUGGGAGGUCGUCCCACCCCGGGAGAGGCAGCGGAGGAAGGAUGAGACCUUCCCCAUCAAGUCCCCGACCUUUGCUGGUGGCCUCUUUGCCAUCUCCAGGUCCUACUUUGAGCACAUCGGCUCCUAUGACGAUCAGAUGGAGAUCUGGGGGGGCGAGAAUGUGGAGAUGUCCUUCAGGGUCUGGCAGUGCGGGGGUCAGAUUGAGAUCAUCCCUUGCUCCGUCGUGGGUCACGUCUUCCGCUCCAAGAGCCCCCACACCUUCCCCAAGGGCACCCAGGUGAUCUCCAGGAACCAGGUCCGCCUGGCCGAGGUCUGGAUGGAUGACUACAAGGAGAUCUUCUACAGGAGGAACCAGCAAGCUGCCCAGAUGGCCAGAGAGAAGACGUAUGGUGACAUUGCAGAGCGGCGCAGGCUGAGGGAGCGGCUCCACUGCCGGAACUUCACCUGGUACCUCCAGACCAUCUACCCCGAGAUGUUCGUCCCUGACCUCACCCCAGCCUUCUAUGGAGCGAUCAAAAACGAGGGCACCAAGAGCUGCCUGGAUGUCGGUGAGAACAACCACGGCGGGAAGCCACUCAUCAUGUACCCCUGCCACGGGCUGGGGGGCAACCAGUACUUUGAGUACACGAGCCAGCGGGAGCUGCGGCACAACAUCGGGAAGGAGCUCUGCCUGCGCGCCGCAGCGGGCUCGGCUGAGCUGCGGGAGUGCCAGUACCGAGGGAGACCAGGGCGGGUGUCAGCCAGCGAGGAGUGGGACCUGGCGCAGGACCGGCUGAUAAAGAACCCGGCCUCUGGGAUGUGCCUGACGGCGCGAGGGAAGCACCCGGGGAUGGCUCCCUGCAACCUGGCAGACCCCCACCAGCUCUGGUCCUUCACUUAGAGCAGCCCGAGCUCCCCCCCCCCCCCGAGCUGCCCCCAGCCACGCUCAGGAGAGCAGAACCCAAACCAAACUCCCUCCUUUUUAAUUUAAGAAGCAGAAGCCUUAAAUAUGCUGCAUUUCGUGGUUGCCUUGAGCUCGGUCCUGUGCCUUUGGAGCGGGGGAGCCUGGUGAGCCAAGCUCGGCCGGCCGUACCCCACAGAGCCUGAACGCAGCCCAAGGAUGCUCUUGGGUACCCGCUGCUCAUCUUCCCCCUCCCUGGCUCCAGCCAGAGACUCUGGAAUUCACAUCAGGCCUUCAACC